GGGCGGCCGGGCGGCGGCGCCGCAGUGACUCGCUGGGCCAGGCUGUAGCAGCGGCGGCUUCCGAGGCUUCGGAGGCGCAGACUGGCUGACAGGCGGGCUGAGGAGCCUCCAGCGGGCUCCCUGCAGGGCCCUUUACUCCUCGGGCGGCUGCAGGCGGCUGCGGCGGGCACUCCCGGGAUCGGCAGCCACCGCGGACAGGUUAGCGUGGGGGCAGGGGCAGGCGCGGGAACAGCCCUUCGCUGACCAGCGAACCCGAACCGGCCCAUCUCUCACCAUGUCCGACGAGGCGUCGGCUACCACUUCCUACGAGAAGUUUCUAACCCCAGAGGAUCCCUUCCCAUUCCUGGGAGCCCCUCGCGGGGCGGGCACCUGCCCGAGCGAGGAACCAGGCUGCCUGGACAUCAGCGACUUCGGCUGCCAGCUCUCUUCCUGCCAUCGCACCGAUCCGCUCCACCGCUUCCACACCAACAGGUGGAACCUUACUUCUUGUGGAACAAGUGUUGCCAGCUCAGAAUGUAGCGAGGAACUGUUUUCUUCAGUUUCUGUCGGAGAUCAAGAUGAUUGCUAUUCUCUGUUAGAUGAUCAAGACUUCACUUCUUUUGAUUUAUUCCCUGAAGGAAGUGUUUGCAGUGAUGUCUCCUCUUCGAUUAGCACUUACUGGGAUUGGUCAGAUAGUGAGUUUGAGUGGCAGUUACCAGGCAGUGACAUUGCCAGUGGGAGUGAUGUGCUUUCUGACAUCAUACCUAGUAUUCCAAGUUCACCUUGCCUGCUUCCUAAAAAGAAAAACAAGCACCGGAAUCUAGAUGAACUUCCUUGGAGUGCAAUGACGAAUGAUGAGCAGGUGGAAUAUAUUGAGUAUUUGAGUCGUAAAGUGAGUACUGAGAUGGGCCUUCGGGAGCAACUUGACAUUAUUAAAAUCAUUGAUCCUUCUGCUCAGAUCUCCCCUACAGACAGUGAGUUCAUUAUUGAACUUAACUGUCUGACUGAUGAAAAACUGAAACAGGUCAGAAACUAUAUCAAGGAGCAUAGCCCCCGCCAGCGGCCUGCAAGAGAGGCCUGGAAAAGAAGCAACUUUAGUUGUGCAAGCACCAGUGGAGUGAGCGGUGCCAGUGCCAGCGCCAGCAGCAGCAGUGCCAGCAUGGUCAGUUCUGCAAGCAGCAGUGGGUCCAGUGUUGGAAACUCUGCUUCAAACUCCAGUGCCAACAUGAGUCGAGCACACAGUGACAGCAACCUGUCUGCAAGUGCAGCAGAGCGGAUUCGGGAUUCAAAAAAGCGAUCCAAGCAACGGAAGUUACAGCAGAAGGCUUUCCGCAAGAGGCAGCUGAAGGAGCAGAGGCAGGCCCGGAAGGAGAGGCUCAGUGGGCUCUUCCUUAAUGAAGAAGUACUGUCCUUGAAAGUGACUGAGGAAGACCAUGAAGCAGAUGUCGAUGUUUUGAUGUAAUAAGAGUGAAUUUAUCAGCAUUCAUUCUAAGCAUUAUUCUGUCCUUAUUGGUUUACAUGCAUCUUGACCAAAAUUUUGGUUAGGGUUGUGCUGAUGAUGUACCAUUAAAAAUUUAGGCCAGUGGUUCUCAGAGGGUGUUCCCAGGACCUGCAGCUUCAGCAUCAUCCGAAAAGAUCUUAGGAAUGAAUUCUAUUGGGUCCCAUUCCAGACCCUGUGAAUCAGAAACUACUGGCAGGUGGGGGUGCAGCACUGUGUUUUAACCAAUGUCAGGUUUUUCUCAUGCACAUUCUGAUUUAAGAACCAUUGGUUUAAGUAAAUGUAACUAUUUAGACUUUUUGAUGGUUAAAUGGACUUUUGAAAAACUAGACUUUUAUUUCAAAGUGCUAAUGAUAAGUAGUUUGUUGUGUCAGCGUAUGUGAGAGUUCACAAUUCAGUUCCUUUCUUAAUGAUAAGAUUUCUUAGUUUACUUUUUCCAGAGGGUCAUAGCAUAAUUCUCAGUUCCUUGGGGCAAAUCUUUGAGGUUAGGGUGCACACAUGGUAUGCAUAGCUGUUUACAAUAGUGCCUUCAUUAAGUGUGGUUCUGUUUUCAUUCAUUAUUAAUGCAAAGGUAAUAAAUAACAGACCCUAAUUUUUUCCCAAUUAGAUGUGCUUUUAGUAUUUUCCUUUUGUCAAGUGAGAAUCAGUUAUGUAAUUGACUACUGAGGAAAUAAUGCUACAGUAGUGAAAUUUUAGACUUAAUGCUGUGUUGAUUAAUAUUGAUGAAGAAUACAAUUAGGAAAAGCUUACCAAUAGUACUUUCCCAUUGCUUUAUGAAAUUUUAGGCUGCAAAAUUAUCUCAAAACCAAAAAACUUAUCUGUUUCUCUCAAGGUUUUUUUUUUUUGCAGGAAAUUUUUAUCCAGCACAGCUCUAAUUUUAAAAUAUUUGGUAUAAUAGUUUCAGGCAUGUGAACAUGUUAGUAUUAAAAGUUAACUGAUAAAACCCUUUAGAGUUCCAAACUUUUCUAGGAACUACUUUAAGUAUACAAAGAUACAAAGCAUUGAGGCAUAGAAGGCACUUUAGUUUCUUGGUUCCUAAUAGGACUCUAAUUUUAAAUGUGAAAUCCUGGAGUUUCUUUAAUGUUCAUAUAGAAUUCAUUAUCAUGAAUUUGGAAUAGUGAGAUUCCUUUUCUUCUGCUACAUGUUUGAGCAUUCACAUGGGUUACAGAAGACAGAAACUGAUACUGCUGACAAUCAAGUUGCUUUCUGACAUUCAUAAUUUUCAUUUUAUUGUAGAAAACACUUAGAAGAAGGUAAUCUGAUUAUGUAGAAAGUUAUGAGCAAUAUUUUAUAAACUCUGUAGAGUUCAGCAGUUAAUAGGAUUUCAACUUUUGUUAGAAUUACUUCAUCAAAAAGAUUAGCAACUUAAAUUCUUAAUUCCCAGUUGAUAUAAAGGCUUAAACUUUGCUAAAUUGAAAAUAAAGAUUUAAUCUGGGUUUGUUGGCAUAUAUUGGUAAUGCUAACUAGCACUCAGGAGACUGAGUUCAAGACCAGCCUGGACUACAUAAUGAUACCCUGUCUCAAAGAAACAAAUAAUUAAAAUUUUGUUUGCAUUAAAAAUGUUUUAUUUUGUUUCUUUGAAGGUUAAAGAAUUGUAACCAAGGGUAAAAAUUUGUAUACUGCCGCUUUGCUGAGAUCUGUGGUCUGAUUAUAACUUUUUGAAGGCUACAAAAAUCAGAAUGUAAAAUUCUACCAAAAUAAAAGCAUGAGUUUGCGUGUGCCAUCCAUUAAAGUAGUCUCUCUGACUUUCCUCCUACCUCCUCUUUGGUACUCCUGCCUAGCUUAUAGGGCUUAAAGAGAUCUUGGGGCUAGACUCGAGAAUACUUGGUGGAAGGUGCAGAGGGUCAUCCUUUGUGUUUUCCUUUUCAAGUACAGAAAUAGAGAAAAGAUAGACACAAGUACAUUUGAAUUCUCUGCUUUUCUUUAGCAAAAGCAAAAUCCCACAGAGGAAGUAUCUGCUUUCUUUUCCUAUUUUUCAAGGAAAAUAGGCCACAUUGAGAUAUAGAGCAGCAUUUGUCUGUCCUACACUUAGUAACUAUUUGUUCAUGACUAGUAAAAGAAAACCCUAAACCAGGCCAUGAUAUGACUUAAAACCUCUACCCUGCCCCCAGCAGUCAUGUACUCGCAUUACCUUAGAUUUAACUUCAAUCGUUAUUGAACAAGUUUACCAAAGUAUAACAGGCAGAUUGUUCACGUCUGUAAAGGUUUGAGUAUUUAUAGAAAUGUGUCAUGAAAUUUUGUGCAAGUUCAGAGUCACUAUAAUAGUAUAUAUUAGAGCUAGCAGGGAAAGUCACUUUGAAGGAGAGUGAAGAUACUUCUUUCAUUUAAAAGAAAAACUUUAAUCUACCUGAACUUGUUUAUGAUCUAAGAGAGAAAUUAAAGUCUUUCUCUAUGCUUCCAAAACAGAAACUCAUGCAAAAAAGACAAUUGCUUAUGUGCUGUACUUUUUAAAAAUCUGUUUUAAAGUUUCAUAUAGAUACUUCAAGUUGUAAUUAUUAGUUGCACAAAAUAAGUAAUAACUUAUUAAAUCUGGCAUCUCUAUGAGUUAUAUUUAAAACAAAUUCUGGUCAUUUUUUCUUUUUAAAUGUAAAACCUACAUAAUCAGUUAAUUAAAAGAAAUCUGGGAAUUAAAGUCAAAACUGUUGAGAUUCCAUCUUAUUCCAGUCAGAAUGACGAUCAUCAAGAAAACAAAAACAAACCAGUUGAAAGAAUGGGCAGGGAUCCCUAUGUAUACUGCUGAUGCUAAUAUGAACUGGAAUAGCCACUGUGGAAAUCAGGAUAGAAGUUCUUCAAAAAACUAAAACUAGAACUACCAUAUGAUCCAAAUUUACCAUUCCUGGGUAUAUACCUAAAAAAAAAUGAAGAAUAUCUGUACUUAACAUACUUAUUAUACCACUAUUCA
Messenger RNA from Nannospalax galili (Upper Galilee mountains blind mole rat), 4379 nucleotides. RefSeq names its product family with sequence similarity 199, X-linked (gene Fam199x). The coding region runs from base 275 to 1441 and encodes 388 amino acids. The record is from RefSeq and is a predicted model, not a curated record. The transcript has 6 exons. NCBI's taxonomy places the organism in Eukaryota, Metazoa, Chordata, Mammalia, Rodentia, Spalacidae.